Molecule: messenger RNA, 9592 nt
Organism: Dermatophagoides pteronyssinus (European house dust mite)
Lineage: Eukaryota; Metazoa; Arthropoda; Arachnida; Sarcoptiformes; Pyroglyphidae
Biological process (GO): regulation of small GTPase mediated signal transduction
Cellular component (GO): cytoplasm
Molecular function (GO): GTPase activator activity
Source: RefSeq, a predicted model, not a curated record
AAUCAACAACAACAACAACAACAAUUUCCCAAUAUUAUCAAUGUUGUCCAGAAUGGUGGACAUUACAAUGAUCAAUAUUAUCGAAAUGAUGGUAAUAAUGGUAGAUCGAAUAAAGUAUUUAAUAAUAAUGAAAAAUUGGCCAAAAUUUCAAAUCACAUAGCACAACAUUCAAUAUCGUCUUCGUUAUCAUCAACAACAACAUCAAAUGCGGUGGCAUUGUUUCGUCGAUCAUCAACAUUAUCUACAAAUUCAUCAUUAGAUUCGAUAUCAAUUUCAUCGCCAUCAACAUCAUCGACUUUGAACCAUCAUCAUCAUACAAGAAAUCAUUAUCAUCAUAAACAACAUAAUAAUAACAUUGAUAAUAAUAAUAGUUAUAAUUGUCAUUAUGAUCGAUUAAAUAUUUCCCAUCAAUUCAACCAAAACGGUUACUUUGAUCCAUAUACACGACAAAAUUCAAUUAAAAACAAUAUUGAUGGUUGUCAAUAUUCGAAAACAAUAACUUCUUUUAAUUCUGAUCAAUCAUUCAAUGAUUCGAAUUCAAAUUUCACACGAAAAUCUUGUUUAAAAUCAAAUCAAUCUAAUGGUUUGAUUUGUCCGAAUCCAACCAAAUUGUCAACACCAUUGAUUGAUGACAUUGGCAAUCAUCAUCAUCAUCAACAACAACAACAAAAUAUUUAUGGUUUUUCCAAUAAUGAUAAAGUUUUGACAACCACCAACAGUGAUUCAAAUAAAUCCAAAAUCAUUGUUGUUGAAUCAACGAAUAAUCAUUAUCCUGUUUUUAUUUCCAAUUCAGAUAAUAAUAAUCAUUGUUUAUCAUCUAUUAUCGAUUCGAAUAAAACAAUCAGCACCAAUAAUAGUAUACAAACUUUGCCCACAACAAUCAUUAAUGGUCAUUAUGUUACCAUUGAUGAUAAUACGCCCUUAUUAUUCGAUAACAAUCAAUAUGGUCAAUAUACGAAUGGUAAUUACAAUCAUCAUUAUAAUUAUGAUAAUAAUGAUAGCCAUUUAUCAGCCUUAUCAUUACUAUUGAUGACGAAAACAGUCGAUUUAGAUGUUGAUAAUCGUGAUAAAAAAUCAAUAUAUUUAUUGAGCAACAAUCGGUUGCAAACAAAUACAUCAGCCACGUCUUCCGUUUCAGUUUACGAUUUAAAUCAUCAUCAUCAUCAUUCCCCUACCACCACCACCACCACUUCCUCAAUCACAGCUGUUGCCCACCAUUAUUCACCUCCUACCUUUUCAUCAUCAUCUUCAUAUAUCGCACCAACGUCGGCGACAACGAUCUCAGUGAAUACAACAAAUACUCAAUCAGAACCUCAACGCCAUCCCGAAUUAAGCAAACAACAACAGCAACAACAAAAAGAUUCAGAAACCUAUACAGAAUUACUUCGAUAUCGAUCUCAAGAAUUUUAUAAUAAAUUAGCUCAACAACAACGAUUUCAAUCACAUCAUUCACCUGGUCCAGGUAGCUCUUCCAGUUGUUCGAAUCGUACAAACGAAACAAUCUAUGAUACAUCAUCAUAUAAUAAUCAUUUUAAUGGCCAGCAACAAUUACAGCAACAAAAAUUAUCAAAUUCACAAAGUCUUGUCAAUGUUCAACAAUUGGAAUCGAAUCAAAAUUUGCUGACAUUACCUACAAUAAACACACAAAUACAACGACGACUUACCAAAGAAUUUGAAUCAUUACGUGAUCUUUCUAUACCACCACCUGCAUCAUCAACUUUAUCAUCGACAGUGAAUAUAGCCGAUAAUGGUUCUCGCCAAUCAAAUCAUUAUCAAAAUUCAUCGAUAAAUAGUUCCACUAUAAGCAAUCACCGUAAUCAUUUUGUUCAUUCACAUCAUCUAAAUCAUUUGAAUUCUUCAUCUUCGUUGCUGCGUUCAAAUUCUUCCUUAUCACUUAGCCAUCAUCAAAAAAAUAAAGGCUAUCAUUUAUUACCUAAAUCGAAUAUUCAUUCAGGUCAUAACCUUUUACCUGCAUUAUCAUCAACAAAUUUAUCGCUAUCUUUGAUGCCGUCUUCAACAUCUUCAACUUCAACGUCGGCAACGACUACGACGAAUGGUUUUGCCGCUUUGGCUACGAUAGAUCGUCGUUUGACAACUAGUAGAAAUGUGAUUGGUGCUCCAGUAUUAUUACCAUCAUCUUCAUCAUCGUCAUCUUCAUCUACAAAAGUUAUGAAUUCAACGAAUGCUGCCGUCAACAAUCCUUCUGGUACAUUGGAAUCACAUUAUAAUUCAUCGUCAUCACCAACAUCGAUUUCUUCUGGUCUACAGCAUGCCUAUUCAUAUCAACAAGCCAAAGUUGCUCAACAUAUUGUCCAUAGUACUGAUCAUAAUGGUGGUGGAACAAUUCAAACUUCUCAGCCACAACUGAAACGAACAUUAGCUGUUGGCAAUAGUAGUACAUCAGCACCGACUACACCUCAAAAACCAUUAUUAUCAAGAUCGAAUAGUUCAAAUCCAUCAACAGCUUCAUCAAAUUUACAGCCAGUACCGAUACAAACAUACCCAACAAAUUCUCAUAAUCAAAUUAACAACAACAACAAUUUACCUCAAUCAACUAUAUUUGGCCAUCCACAACAUUAUUCACCCGUAUCCAAUCAUUUAUCAAAUGUUUCAUUAAAUCAACGACAUGCCAAUAAUUCAAAUAGUAUGAACAUCUCACGUUCAUCCAAUUCAUUGUUAACAUCCGGCCACAAUGCUACAACCGGUAAUGUUAUUGUUGGUAAUCAUAAUCAACAAACAAUUCAUGUGCCUGAUCACAAUCAUCUUUAUCAUCAAUAUGGUACUGUGAUUGUUCCUCCAAAUGUUGUCACCAACAACAAUAACACUAAUAAUAAUCAACAUUAUGUUACAAAUGUUGGAAAAUUGUCUCAAAAUCAACAACAAUCAACGACAAUGAUUCAAUCGCAACAAAUUUCAACAAAAUAUAAUUCAAAUCCAAAUGAAAAAACAAAUGGUGGAUUAACAGUGAUAACACCUUGUUCAGUGAUAUCAACAACAACAUCAUCAACAACGACAACAACCACAUCAUCAUCAUCAUGUAAUCAACGAUAUACACAAAGAUUUCCUAUCGUUUCUUUGAUCACAACAACAGCUACAACAUCGACAACAACAAUGUCAACAUCGAUGAUUCAAUAUCCAACACAGCAAUCAAUUUAUUCUUCAAAUGUACAACAACAACAACAACGUAAAAUAACGAAUAAUCAACCACCAAUAAUUAAUAGUUUAUCAAGAAGUUUUUUCGCAAAUUCUACUAAUCUUUUUGAAUCGAAAAAGAAUAAAUUUUUUGGUUCAGUAUCAUCAAUUGAUCUUCAGUGCCUAAAAGAAUCGCAAAAAGUUUCGGUGAUUGAAAGGAAAUCCUCUUCGAAUAGUACGACGACAAAUACUACUUCGAAUAAUAAUAAUAAUAAUAAAAUUGCAGCCGUUUCCAGUAUUGGUGGUCGUCAUCAUGGUAGUUUAUUGAAAUCUAAUUCAUCAUCAUCAACAACAAAUUCAUCUUCUGGUUCAACCGGAGGAACGGGUGGCGGUGGUGGAAGUGCAGCGAGUAAUUUUUUCAAAUUAUUCACUUCAUCAUCUAAAGCGAAAAUACCUACAUUUGGAUUUUCAUCUUCUUCAUCGAACAAUAACAACAACAACAACAACAAUAAUGCCUCAACACAUAAUAAUCUCGAUCAAAAUACAACGAACAAUGUUGGUGGUGGUUCAACAUCAUCAACAAUUUCAUCAAAUUCAUCACUCAAUACAGUCACCAUACGUGCAGAUUCUAUAUUGUCCGGUUCGAAUGAUCCUGAAUCAAAUUCUAUCGAUAAUCAUCAUCUUACAUAUGAAACGACUGGUAGACUUGAUCAACAUCGUCAACAACAAUAUAAAAUGGUCAACGGACAUGAAACAAGAUUGACAAUCAAAUCAAUAUCGGUCGAUUCAGCCAAUCCUGAUAAUAAUUCAAUAAAUCAAUCUUUAACAGCAACGAUUGUUCUUGAACCGGUCAUGCCUUCAAAUGAAAUUCUAUUUCGAAAAUAUUUCACCUUUUACGAUUUGUUAUCUUCGAUUAAUCUGCAUAGGCUAUUUGUUGAUAAUUCUAUUUCGAAUCUUGAAGGACCAUGUUCUUCGCUGUUAGAUUUGACGAGAGGAACGACACCUACCAACAAUGGAAACAAUUCAACAACAACAGUAACGGUGAAUCCGAAUUCAAAUCAAACAGUCACAACGUUCGAAUCAUCAACAUUAUCAUCCACUUCCUCAUAUUCAUCCUGUACCUCUUCCAUGUCAUCAUCAUCACAUCAACCUACUACUGCAAAUUCUCGGCCACAAUUAUACCAAUCAUUGACCAAACAUAAUUAUAGUCAAUUUCCUGUUCCUUUGAAUCAGACCGAUAUUGGUAAUGAAUUACUCGCACCUAGUCCCAAUUUUCUUAACGAAAUUGGAUGCGAGCGGCAAUACUCUAUCGAAUUAACAUGGAAUAAUGGUUUCAAAGAAGAGAUUCCUUCGUCAAUGUUACAACAGCAGCAACAUGAAGAAGUGUCAUUUGAUUCAUCCUCAUCGUAUCUAUUACGAAAUACCACCGAAUCCUCAUCCUUGUCAAAUAAAAAUUCCUCAUCGAUUGAUGUACCAAGACAAUUUCAUCCUCCAUCUUAUUCUAAACGAAUCAAUAUAUUCAGUGAUGCAUCACCGUUUGUUGCGUACACGCAGCAUUCGGUUAUGUCUGAUCUUUAUGGUGGUGCUAACACCAGUGGUACAUUACCAUUAAAUCAUACGCAUUCUGGUGCUAAAAAAUUGAGCGAUCUAGAUUUUCAAGAUCUUGAUGAUGGUUUCGGAUCAUUAUCAUCUGCAUCGUUGUCAUCAACAUAUCCAGGCAUGACAAAUCUGGUCGGUGGUGGUUCGUGUUCACAAUCUUCUACAUUUCAACCAUCUCUUCAACCGGGUUCACAUUCCCGAUGUCCAUUCGGUUCAACAGCCGAAGUCUGUAAUUUACUUGAGAUGGACUAUGGUACUAGUUACUAUAGGACACAUUUUCGUGAUUUUGAACAUCAAAAUUGGUUACAAAUCAAUGAUAAAUACGGACCAAUCAUUGUUUCGCUUCGUAAAGAACGUGUAAAAACAUCAAACAAUUCAGCAAUAUCAUCAUCUUCAUCGAAUCAUUCUUCAUCUUCCUCAUCGAAUUCAAAUUCUUCCAAUGUUACUAUCAGAUGGAGGGUGAUUGUUCGUACAACGAGUCUGAUACCUUUGCGUGGAACUAUUGCUACUCUUCCAUCGAUCUGUUUGCCUACAGGUAUGCCAGGCAGCGGUUCAUUAGAUGCUAGUAAUAGUAGUUCCCGGCGAUCAUCGAAUUCCGAUCAUUUCAAUAUAAAUAGUGUUCGUGAUGUAUUAUCAUUGGUUGUGCCCAAAAGUGUCAAUGUUGCCAAUUUCAGACUCGGUUCACCUACUGUCAUAUCACAAUUGCUCAAGAUUGAUGAAAUGUCUCAAAAUACCGAAUAUAAGAUUGGCGUACUCUAUGCAUAUGGUAAUCAACAUAGUGAAGAGGAAUUCUACAAUAACAUACUUGACUAUUCUUCAUCGACGAGAAGCUCAUUUUAUGAUUUUCUUGGCCUGAUAUCCAGUCGUAUUCGCUUAAAAGAAUUCAAAGGAUACAAAGCAGGUCUUGAUGUACAGAACGAUACUACGGGUGAAUAUUCUUGGACUGCCAAAUUCGGCCAUACUGAAAUCAUGUUUCAUGUUUGUACGGAGCUUCCUUUCAACAGCACAAAUAGACAACAACUUCCUCGAAAGCGUCACAUAGGAAAUGACAUUGUGACCAUAGUGUUUUUGCAUGAAAAUUUCAAUGGUUCUCCUUUUACACCAGCUUUGAUCAGAUCCAAAUUUCAACAAGUCUUCAUUAUUGUCAAACCAUUCCAAAAUGGAAAGUAUUUUCGAGUAGCAAUAGCACGUCAUAAGCUGGUUCCAUUGUUCGGACCACCAGUCAAACCUUAUUAUACACGUCAAGAGUUAAGAGAAUUUAUUCUAACUAAAAUCAUAAAUGCUGAAAAUGCAUGUCAUUCGGUCAAUAAAUUUGCCGAAAUGGCCAAACGAACUCGACAUGAAUAUCUGACAGAAAUGUGUCAGAAACAUUCAUUAACACAAACGGUUGCCCAUGUCGAUUCAAGUCUAAGUUCUAAUUCGUUGAAUUCGUUCAAAAAAUUAUGGACUCUAAGUGCAACAAAUAAUUCAUCAUCAGGCAAUGAUCAUUCAUCGUCAAAACAUCGAAGUAAAUCCGAACUUAUUGAUGGAAAUUCAUUGAAUCAACUGCCUUAUGUUGGCCAUAUUCUUAACGGUAUUAGAGAUCCUCCUACGUUAAAUGGUGCAAUUCUUUUUUCUGAGCGAUGCGCAGGUUCUUCAGUUCCUUCAAGAUUAUAUGUCCAUGAUUACUAUGCUAAUCGUGAUGUCGAAGUGCAACUUCUUUUGUCAAAUGAAGCAAUUCUGGUCAUAGAAGCGGCUACAAUGGAAGUUAUCUGGGCUGCCCCUGUUACUUCGAUAAUUGGCUGGACCGAUUCUCGUGGUGUUUUUGCUACAUCAUCUGCAAACUGCGUCAUAUCAAAUAUUCGUCAAACAGCAUCAACUUCAAACUCAGGUGGUAGUUCCAUAAACAAGCUAUUUGGUGAUAAAAAAUCAAAAUCAGUUGAUUCUGAACCUUCAGCCAAUCAUUGCUCAAUGCUAAACGAUUCCAGUCGUGAACUUCGAUUGUAUUAUCAUCAAGGUGAAUGCAUUCAACUAAUGCAACGUCCAAUAAAUCCAGCUUUAAAACAAAAUCAGAAUGAACCUAGUUUGGUGAAUGGAAAAUUAUCAUCCAAACAUCAGCAUCAAAAUUUAGCUAAUCAACGAAAUAAUGAUCCAUUUUUGAUGUUGAUUCGUGUACUCGAAUUGAUCACCUGUAAAUCUGAAUUAAGAGCCAUUGUUAUCAAACGUAAAUCAUCAGCAACACGAUCUAUUACCUCAAAAUCCGCUUCCAAUACGCCAGAACAUCGUAAAUCUUCACCACCACAUUCAUUGUCCAAUAUUGAACCAGUUGGAACAUGUGGCGGUGAAUUCGGUUUUCAAAUGAAAAUGUCAACCGGCAUCAUUGAAGAAAUUUUCGAUCAAACACUUUCUAUUUAUCAUUUAGUUCCAGGAUGCAAAGUCCUUGAAAUCGACAAGAUAAGUUUCGCUGCUAUGGCAAUGGAUGAAUUGCAAGAGCUGGUCAAUUCUUCAUUGAUCAUGUGUCUAACAUUUACUCCAUAUGAUUUUGCUCGUCUUCAUCCUCGAUGUAAUUGCCCGUGGCCAAAAGCCCUUCAACUUCAACACAAACAAAAGUCUCAGCAAACUCCUCCGAGCGAUUACGAAAAUGUAACAAAAAGUCUAACAAAUACACCAUUAAAAUCUUCAUCUUCGAUGAUUGUUUCUUCGUCAUUUUUACCAUUGCAAACUUCUGCAUCAUCGACAACAUCAUUAUCUGGUCCGAAUUCUGGAGUGAAAACGAUUCAUAUUACUCAGAAUAAUUCAAUAAAUCAACAAAUCGAAAGUAAUGUUCCUAAUGCAUCAUCUCCAUCGUCUACAAAUUCAAGCUAUUAUUCACCGAAUACUGUAGCAACAAGCAAUAGUAAUCAACAAUCUUAUAAUAAUAGCUUUUCAAUUCAACAUGGUCAACUGUCUCAGCAGCAGCAUCAGUUAUAUUCAGCAAAAUCUGCAACAAGCUUAAAUCAAUUGUAUCAUCAACAACAACAGCAACAAUCGCCAAUUAAAAUUGCAUCAUCUGGUCAAAAUCUUUCUUCAUCUCCUUUAACGACUUCAACUUCUCUUUUUAAUCAUCAACAGCCAUAUCGGACAUUGUUAGCAAAUAAUAAUCGUUCCGCACAUUCACAAACAGCGAUUACGACUCAACCUUCUACGUUGAAAGAUAAUUUGAUUAGAUUGAUCACGAUGGAUGAUUACAAUCAAAAUGUUUCACCAAUGGAUUCACCAUCAGCCAAAAGCGAUUUAAAUGAUGUUACCCCUCUUGUUGUGGGAAUUGGACAUCAAACCAAUGAUAUGUCUGACGAUGCAGCUAAAACUUAUUAUGGCCAUUGUCAUGAGACAAGCUCUCGUCGACCACAGACAAUUGGUGGAGGUCAAUAUAGUAUUACGACUUCAAACACUCCUAUUCACAACUGCCAACAACAACAUUAUCGUUAUUCGACAGGACCAAAACAUGACACAGAAUCGACAUAUAGUUCAUAUGCACCAAUCGGGCCAACAUCGAAUUGCAGAUAUUCAACUUCGUCGCAAUAUUCUUCUCAAAGUCGAACAUCGUCAGGUUCGAAUGCACAGACAACAAUUCAUGUCAAUGCUAGCCAUAUAACAGUACCAGUCAUUUCUGGACAGCAACCACAACAACAACACACAAUGUUAGUGCGAACCGGACCAUAUGGUAAAGAAUCCACUACAGAUUUGAAAAAUUCAUCUAGUUCAAGUAAUCUAACAUCAGUGACAGCAACAUCUGAAAAUAAUGAUUGCUAUUUGCUCACAGCUCAACCUGUUCGUGUGGAUGCCUCAAAUGGAGCUUCAAUUACAAGCUCAUCUACGGCUAAUAAUCAGCCUCAACAACAGCAACAAGUUGAAUGUGUAAAUGAUGAAAUAAUCAAUGUUAUUGCACCUACAAACACGGCAGUAUCAAAUAAUUCAAUGAUGAGUCAAUCGUAUGAUUGUAAUAGCCUUUAUCAAUCAUUGCUAACUGGUUCGAUUCAUUCGGCUGGUGAUCCGAUUGGUGACAUUGUAUGGCCUUCCAUGCAUUCAUCAAUGGAUCAUCAUUCAUAUCUACAGCAACAAGCUCGGUCAUCAACAAUGACUAACAAUACAGAUUCAUCAUCAUCGAUUACUAAUUGUGAUACAAAUAGUAGUAACACUAAUCUUAGCGCUGGUUCAGCUUCCGUACAUCAAGUUGUCCCUCCACAACAUCUAACGGAUGAAGUUCGAAAAUUAUCACUCGAAAAAGACGUGCUCAAUGAUACAAUAUCUAAAUUACGAGAAGAAAAUCAACGAUUACAUAUGGAAUCACAAACGGCAUCUCAACAACUUCGAAAAUUGACCGAAUGGUUUUUCAAUUCGAAUCCGAAUGCUGUGACAACGACGGCGUCGACUACUGUUUGUGAACCUUCACCAACUUAUUCCUCAAACACAACCAAUACGACCACAAUUUCGAUACAUCCUAAGCCAAAAUCGAUAACGACAUCAACACCAACAUCAAUUUCAACGACAACGACCGAACAAACAAUUCAAUAGAUCCGAUGCAAAGCCAAUUCUUAGUUGUGAUAUUCUCAUUUAUCAAAGACAAUUUUCUAACGAAACUUACCAUUGAUUUUAUCACAUUAUUUUUAUUUACUAACAUUAUACAUUUUUUUUUAAUUUUCACCGAUAUUAACAUGAUUUGAUUUCAUUGUAUUUAUUUAACAUUUCAUUGAUAUCGACAAAUUUGUAUUGCCAUUGUACAAUUGUGUAUACAAAAGUCAAAUUAACUUUUGAAUUGCAUAUAACGCACAGAAUAUUUAAUGUUUGCUCAUCAUCACCUUUUAAAUUUGAUUUAUUCAUUCAUUCCAAUUUUUUUUUGUCA